Lutzomyia longipalpis is the source of this 590-nucleotide messenger RNA. RefSeq lists its product as uncharacterized. The transcript has 2 exons. NCBI's taxonomy places the organism in Eukaryota, Metazoa, Arthropoda, Insecta, Diptera, Psychodidae. Bases 75 to 353 code for a protein of 92 amino acids. The record is from RefSeq and is a predicted model, not a curated record.
AAAAAGCUGGCGCAGACGCUGGGAAAGCUUCAUAAAGGGCAUUACCGCGUCUUGGAGCAGCAAAAGCUCACGCAAUGUCUGGAAAGUGCUUUGUGUUGUUUGUGACCCUCUUCCUUGCCAUGGGGGCUCUAUUUGGGGCCGAAGGACGCUACCUACCAACGAGAUCGGAUACAACGAAUUUGGAUCGUUUGAGGGAUAUGAUCAGGAAUGUGCUCAAUACCGGAGAUGUGGCUGGUGGUGGUGCAAUGGAUGAUUGGGAUGACGGGACAUACGCACGUGCUAUUGUGGCAGCCCCAUCAAUGCCAAAGUAUCGUGAAAUAUAUCCCAAGAGGCGUCACAUUGGGGAAUCCUGAGUGGGUGCAAAUGGGAAGCAAAAAAGGAGCCAAAAACAGGAACAACGACAAUAAUUUCGUGCAAUUGUUAAAAGAAAAAAGAAUUCAAUUAAUUACCUCAUGCGAUGUGUCUUUAUUUAGAAAUGAGAGAAGGAAAGAAAAUCAAAUGAGGGAUCGUUUUCUGUGAGUUAUUUUCUCAAAAGCAAAUAAAUAAAGUAUUAUAAAAUGCAACAUAAAAAUAACUUUUUGCUAAACUCC